This is a messenger RNA of Penicillium robsamsonii, 372 nucleotides long. Its product is annotated as EthD domain-containing protein. The transcript has a single exon. Lineage: Eukaryota; Fungi; Ascomycota; Eurotiomycetes; Eurotiales; Aspergillaceae. The record is from RefSeq and is a predicted model, not a curated record. The coding region runs from base 1 to 372 and encodes 123 amino acids. Gene Ontology annotation, molecular function: oxidoreductase activity.
AUGGCAUACCGCAUAAUGGUCUUUGCACCACGCAAGUCCAACAUCACACACGAGGAAUUCAAAACCCGCUACGAACAGCACAUGCGCAUGGUAGCGGGUAUCUGCGGCGAUGCAGCCCCGGUUUCGCACACACGAUCGUAUCUAAAGCAUGAUGCGGGAUCUAAUCCGAUGUUGCUGGCGGGGAGCGUUCACGAGACGUACGAUGUCGUGGUGACCAUGUCAUUUGAGGAUGAGGCUGGGUUUGGCAGGUUCUGUCAGGCGUUGGAUACGCCAGAGGCUAAGGCGAUGAUUGAGGCCGAUGAGGCCGGGUUUUGGGAUCGGGAGAGGAUGAAGGUUAUGGUUAUUGAGGAUGUAAGGGAGGGGUUGGAGUAG